AUGCCGCAAAGCGAAAAACGACCUCUUCCGAAGCACUUCGGCGGCGUAGGCCCUCAGAUGCUUCCGGAGUUUCAAGAGGUUCUCCCUGGCCAGCUUUCUCCGGGCGCGGACGACUCCACCACCUUCCACGAGACUCCACAGCAUCUCGACUUGUCGCUCACGUCAUCACCGCUCUCCGAGCACCUACACGCUCAUUCUUCAACAGCCUGCCACUUCCCCUUCGAGCACGAGCAACAAGGGUACCGGUCAGCCCCAUCGGAAGACCCACUGUCACGAAGUCUGCAUGCCAGAGCCUGGAACGUGUCCUUCCCGGCUAGGGAUACAUCCUCGUUCCCCUGGCAGCAAAGCUGUGGCUGGGUCGAGCGGGACCCACGAGACCCGCCCUGGCCAAAUCCUGGAAGGCCAGGGCCCAGUGGGCCUGGCCCUAUGCCACCGGCCCUGGGCUCUUACGGCGCAGGACCAGCACCGGCUGUUCAGCAGACUCCGACUGAAAGAAACUCGCAAUAUCACGGACCAGCUGACCAGUAUGUGCCAGAUUUCGUCCCACCUGUCGGGACAAGUCAACAUGUGUUCAGCUUUCCCGGACAAGAGUUCAGCGACGGCCACCCGGGGCAAUACCCGGGAACAAGGCCGGUGCCGCAACAACAGCAGCGACAGGGAUACCAGCUGCAGCUACAGCUACAGCAGCAGCAACAGCAACCACAACAACAACAUCAUCCACAAAAUCAACGACCACUGCAGCCACAUCAAUCACCACCACAACCACAUCAACAACAACCGACACAGCCACAAAAUCAAGCACAACAACAGCUGCAACCUCAGCCGCAAAUGCAAGCGCUACCGCCACAACCGCAAUCCCCACCGCACAUGAAUGUGCCUCGGCAAGUUUCUGCUGCGAGUCGACUGCAGCAGCAAAUGCUUCUACUUCAGCAAGAGCAAGAGAUGCUGCUCUCGCGUUCCACAUCCAGGCGCGUCAUGCCUUCACAAACUCCGCAGAUUUCUGCAGAAACUCAGAGUGCUGACCUCUCCCGGAUCCAGUCGGCUUCGGCCAGGAAUGGGCCUGUGCAAGCGAGACCCACCCGAGCAGAGCAAGAACAGCAACUGUCGUUUUCAGCAACAUCAUACCCGCUUGCGGAGCAGUUCCUUCAGCAGCACGGAGUGCAUGGCCAGCAGGGAAUCCUCCACCCCUUCGCGAAACAGCAAGUCCAAUCAGGGGCCGCGAGACCGCAAAAUGCAAGGCAGCUCUCCCCGAAGCACUCGGCGCCGGUUCAACAUCCGCACGACGAGCUUUGCAGUGCCUCGGCUCUGCAACGCUCCGCCAGCCCUCGCUCCUUGUCCAGCACGGCACCUGCAUAUCCGCGAGCAAGAGAGCUCGAACAGCAGCGCAGACUGCUACAAGAAAGACAAGAGCUGCAAGCAGCUAGGGGAGGCAGGAUCCCACCUCCAAGCACUCUCAGCCUUACGGUUGGAGCGCGAGCUCAGCUGAGGGACGUGGUGAGAAACGCUUCGAGGUCGGAUUCACCAAAGCAGAUCUCUCCUUCCGCCAAGCAGAGCAAGCAAGGCAGGGCCGAGAUCCCAGGCUCAAAGCGUGGAGGUGGAGCUGUGACGUCCUCGUCAUCGUCCUACCGCCCGGUGAAUGCUGGACUUUCCAGGGGCCCAGGGCCGGGAAGUGCCAGCGGACAGCGAAUCGCCAGCAGGAGCCCGCCAGAAACGCCUGCGUUUGUGGAGCCCAUCGCGCGGCUUGCAGUGCAGACAUCCAGGAGCCAGGCACUUCACUUCAGCAACUCCAGCAACAGCAAGUUUGGGCCCAAAGAGGCCCGUAGAGGCGGCGAGAGAUCGGCAAGCCCCUUCGGUGUGCAGCGAAGCCCGCGCAGCCCCAAACCCUCCCCACGCUCGGAAAGAUCUGCACCGGUCACGGCGAGACAGACCGCUGCGAAGCCGGUCAGCCCGUUGAGAGGCUCUAGCCCAAGGAGCCCCACAAGCAACCGACAGACCAAUGGACAGGUCCAGCCAAAGGCAAAGACGGACGAGAGUCGGCGUAAAGUUGAGAGCAGGUUUCAGAGCCCGUCUGUCCAGCCGAGAGAUCCGUCACCGGCCUCGGAACGCCUACCAAGGAAGCCUGCGGUGCCUGUGGCACCAAGGUCGCAGACGCCGCCGAAGAAGGGUCUUGCCUCCUACUUGCCAGGCGCGCAGCCGGCAAAGAAGACGACCUCAUCCACACCUGCAGGUCCGGCAGGCUUCGCAGACAAAGUGGCUGCGCUCCCACAGCAGACCGACCAGCAAGCUUGCAGCCAAAGGGGCAUGUCCAAGAAUUCAGAGGAGAAGGAAGGUCGAGUCUAUGUGGGAUUCCGUGACGAGCAAGGGCAAAGAAGCGGCUACGGAGUGAUGCAGAUGGAUGGAACAACGUACACAGGCCAAUGGUGUGGGAGCAAAAGAGAAGGUUACGGAACCUUGUUCUUCAAUGGCGGUGUCUUUGAAGGGCAGUGGCUGCAAGGCAGUGCGCAUGGCAAAGGGGCCAUUCAUUUUCAGAACGGGGACACCUUUGAGGGAACGUAUGCCAACAAUAAGAAAUGUGGGCAUGGUGUGUACACCUGGGCAGAUGGUACCAAAGAGUCCGGAGAGUAUGCCGGUGGUCAAAAAGAUGGCCUUCAUCUAUGGCACUCCGGUAACGAGUCCUGGGAGGUGGUCUACGACAUGGGAACAGUGGUAGCCACACGAAGAUUAGAUGCCAAAGUGGAAGGACCGGGAAUGAAGCAAGACGAAGCCACCGACGCAACAGAGAGCACUCCAGCAGCAGAAGACAGCGCGGCACAAGCCCAGAUGCAGGUCUCAGUCUAA
Messenger RNA from Symbiodinium sp. CCMP2592, 2838 nucleotides. Lineage: Eukaryota; Dinophyceae; Suessiales; Symbiodiniaceae. The record is from the annotation of a GenBank genome assembly.